AGCUCAGCGGCCGCAGAGGCGGCAGCGGCGGCGGCGCGGCGCAGGCACCGGCCCGGGGAGCGGCAUCAUGAGUGGAUCACAGAACAAUGACAAAAGACAAUUUCUGCUGGAGCGACUGCUGGAUGCAGUGAAACAGUGCCAGAUCCGCUUUGGAGGGAGAAAGGAGAUCGCCUCGGAUUCAGACAGCAGGGUCACCUGUCUGUGUGCCCAGUUUGAAGCCGUCCUGCAGCAUGGCUUGAAGAGGAGUCGAGGAUUGGCACUCACGGCAGCAGCGAUCAAGCAGGCAGCGGGCUUUGCCAGCAAAACCGAAACAGAACAAAGAACAGGAGAUUCCACUUUACCCCCUCAUCAUCACACCAUAUUCAGUUUUCUGUAUAUCCCACGACGUAGCAUGCUUUGUGAAGAGCCCGUGUUCUGGUACUACGUGAAGGAGGUCCUCAACAAGCACGAGCUGCAGCGCUUCUACUCCCUGCGCCACAUCGCCUCAGAUGUGGGCCGGGGCCGCGCCUGGCUGCGCUGUGCCCUCAACGAGCACUCCCUGGAGCGCUACCUGCACAUGCUCCUGGCCGACCGCUGUAGGCUCAGCACUUUUUAUGAAGACUGGUCUUUUGUGAUGGAUGAAGAGAGGUCCAGCAUGCUUCCAACCAUGGCAGCGGGUCUGAACUCCAUACUCUUUGCGAUUAACAUCGACAACAAGGAUUUGAACGGGCAGAGUAAGUUUGCUCCCACCGUUUCAGACCUCUUAAAGGAGUCAACGCAGAAUGUGACCUCCUUGCUGAAGGAGUCCACGCAAGGAGUGAGCAGCCUGUUCAGGGAGAUCACAGCCUCCUCUGCCGUCUCCAUCCUCAUCAAACCUGAACAGGAGACCGACCCCUUGCCUGUCGUGUCCAGGAAUGUCAGUGCUGAUGCCAAAUGCAAAAAGGAGCGAAAGAAGAAAAAGAAAGUGACCAACAUUAUCUCAUUUGAUGAUGAGGAGGAUGAGCAGAACUCUGGGGACGUUUUUAAAAAGACAUCUGGGGCAGGAGAGAGCUCGGAGGACAACUCCGACCGCUCCUCUGUAAAUAUCAUGUCAGCCUUUGAAAGCCCCUUUGGGCCAAAUUCCAAUGGAAGCCAGAGCAGCAACUCAUGGAAAAUUGAUUCCCUGUCUUUGAAUGGGGAGUUUGGGUACCAGAAGCUUGAUGUGAAAAGCAUCGACGAUGAAGAUGUGGAUGAAAACGAAGAUGAUGUGUAUGGAAACUCAUCAGGAAGGAAGCACAGGGGCCACGCAGAGUCACCUGAGAAGCCACUGGAUGGGAACACCUGCCUCUCCCAGAUGCACAGCUGGGCUCCGCUGAAGGUGCUGCACAAUGACUCAGACAUCCUCUUCCCUGUCAGCGGCGUGGGCUCCUACAGCCCAGCAGAUGCCCCCCUCGGAAGCUUGGAGAACGGCACAGGACCAGAGGACCACGUUCUCCCGGAUCCUGGACUUCGCGUGGAAGCCAGCUCUCCAGGCCACGGAAGUCCUCUGAGCAGCCUGUUACCUUCUGCCUCAGUGCCAGAGUCCAUGACAAUUAGUGAACUGCGCCAGGCCAUUGUGGCCAUGAUGAACAGGAAGGAUGAGCUGGAGGAGGAGAACAGAUCGCUGCGGAACCUCCUCGACGGUGAGAUGGAGCACUCAGCCGCGCUCCGGCAAGAGGUGGACACCUUGAAAAGGAAAGUGGCUGAACAAGAGGAGCGGCAGGGCAUGAAGGUCCAGGCACUGGCCAGAGAGAACGAGGUGCUCAAAGUCCAGCUGAAGAAAUAUGUAGGAGCUGUCCAGAUGCUGAAAAGAGAAGGUCAAACAGCUGAAGUUGUGCCAAAUCUUUGGAGUGUUGAUGGAGAAGUUACAGUAACUGAACAGAAGCCGGGGGAAAUUGCUGAAGAACUUGCAAGCUCCUAUGAAAGAAAGCUCAUCGAGGUGGCAGAGAUGCAUGGCGAGCUGAUUGAGUUCAACGAGCGCCUGCACAGGGCGCUGGUGGCCAAGGAAGCCCUCGUGUCCCAGAUGAGGCAGGAGCUCAUCGAUCUCCGGGGACCGGUGCCUGGAGAUUUGAGUCAAACGUCCGAAGACCAGAGUUUGUCGGAUUUUGAAAUAUCAAACCGGGCGCUGAUCAAUGUCUGGAUCCCCUCCGUGUUUCUCCGGGGCAAGGCAGCAAAUGCAUUCCACGUGUAUCAGGUCUACAUCCGGAUAAAAGACGAUGAAUGGAACAUCUAUCGCCGGUAUACAGAGUUCAGGAGUUUGCACCACAAGUUACAAAACAAGUACCCUCAAGUGAGGGCCUACAACUUCCCACCCAAAAAGGCCAUCGGAAACAAGGAUGCCAAGUUUGUGGAGGAACGAAGAAAGCAGCUCCAGAAUUACCUGCGCAGCGUCAUGAACAAAGUCAUCCAGAUGGUCCCCGAGUUCGCUGCCAGCCCCAAGAAGGAGACCCUCAUCCAGCUGAUGCCCUUCUUCGUCGACAUCGCCCCACCCGGAGAGCCUGUGAACAAGAACAGCCGGGCCAAAGCGGCUUCCCGCUUCCCCAAACUGUCCCGAGGUCAGCUCCGGGAGACGCGCAAUGUGGAGCCCCAGAGCGGCGACCUCUGACCUCGAUGGAACCCCAGCCACGGGCCCUAUGCGUCGCGCCAGCUGCCUCCACCCCAGCCCCUGCCGCUGACCCCUCACCUCGGCGUGACGACCACGCCCACCCGGUGACCCUGAGAGCACACGAUCCACACCAGUUACACGACACCCUGAUUAAAGUGGUCAGUCUUGGAGCCACAUGGUCCCUGACCCCAGAGAGCAAGGCCGUGCCUCGCUGGACAGACUGCAACACGCGGUCCUUCUGCUCCUGGGGUCUGCCCUGGGCUGCAGGGACUGUUCGUUCACCUCCCAGCAGUUCAGGACUGACAGGAGGGUGCCCCCUGGGUGAGAUGCACAGCUUAUCCCUUAACCCAGGAAGGUUCCUGUAGAGCCAACCUCUCCACUCUUUUCCACACGGGGCCUAGAAUGACUUUUUGCUGUUUCAAGUUAUUGUCUGGCCCAACGUAGGGAUGCCUGGAAUUGGCAGCGGGGAGGGGAUCUGGUUCCUUUUACUGCAUUCUCCACCAACGGUCAUUAGACACCCAGCCGUGUCACCUCUCACUUUUCCCGAGGGAUAUUCCUGUGGCCUUGGCAAGGAGCCAUUAGUGGUGUUUGAGUUCAGAGAACUUCCCCUAUCUUCCCCACGGCUGGCUUCAGGAAGGACCAGUGCCCUCAGGAGCCUGAGGCCACCAAGGCCCUCACCAGGCUUGGAGGGGGGACUUGGACAUCUGACCCAGUCAUCAGCAGCAACCUGAUAACCCGGCAUCAUCCAGCUUGUCCAAAGUGGCCUUGGCCUCACCAUCAUGAGACACUUGGCUCAGGGAACCACUAGUAUAAGGUUCCAUGGUUUUCAAACCAGGCUCCGUAUCUGUGUACUUGGACCCAGCAUGGACACUGAACAGAUCAUGUUUCUCUCCACUUAAGACGUUUUCUAUCCCCUGUCUGCCCAGCUAACGUUAUCCUUGGGAAGAGAAUUCUGCAUCCCUUAAGAUGGAGUCCUCUACUUCCUUCCAUGCUAGGAUGGCUCUCAGCGUACAGGGAUCCUUGGCGGGUGGAGAGGAGGAUAGGGACCAGCAACUGGGCGGCCCCUGAGGCUCCUCCUCCAGUGAGCUCACACCAGAGCCCCUCGCAGGACGAGGGCUAUUCUUACAUGCUCAGCACCGUUGAGGCAGUUUGCAUUUCUGGGGUAAAAUAACCAGGUAGGUCAUGAAAUGCACUAUGCAAGAAAAAGUUAGUGCAUUCCGCCUUAAGCUGACGCAGAGACGCAGUGAAACCUGAGGACAGAAUCGGGUGGAAGGCGAUAGUUAGACGGCAAGCCAUGGGCUUGUCCUGGACCUGCUUCAACUCAGUGGCUUAAAAUGUGUACUACCCAGGUGAGCAUAGAGCAUUUCCUGGCUCGAGAAACUCUCUGGAGAAUCAUCUGGAAGGUUUAUGCUGUGUGUUCCCCUCGUAGCCAGGAGGAAGAUUUUCAUGGCGUUUAAGGGUGAGAUCACUCACACACAGCCCGCUCCCCCCGCCCCCCCCCCCCCCCAAAGAAGCCGAGGCCUAUAUGACUUCCUAGGGAACUUUGGGCCAGGUAAGCCAUGCCCUGGUGAGACUCAAUGAGCCGGAGUGUGCAUGCAGGUAAGGACCCUGCAGUCAGUUUGUGAGUCUGGAGGACCCGAGAUAUCCCGAAAAGGCAGCCUGGUCUCUGUCCCACUCACCUACCAACGUUGCUGCGAUAUAUAUGGUUUUUUUUUUUGUUUUUUUUUUUGAGACGCAGUCUCGUUCUGUUGCUGAGGCUGGAGUGCAGCGGCCCAAUAUCUGCUCACUGCAAGCUCCGUCGCCUCCCGGG
Messenger RNA from Rhinopithecus roxellana (golden snub-nosed monkey), 4412 nucleotides. RefSeq names its product sorting nexin 29 (gene SNX29). The record is from RefSeq and is a predicted model, not a curated record. The coding region runs from base 68 to 2602 and encodes 844 amino acids. Gene Ontology annotation, molecular function: phosphatidylinositol binding. The transcript is spliced from 22 exons. NCBI's taxonomy places the organism in Eukaryota, Metazoa, Chordata, Mammalia, Primates, Cercopithecidae.